Messenger RNA from Symsagittifera roscoffensis, 1345 nucleotides. Its product is annotated as GPI mannosyltransferase 1-like. Gene Ontology annotation, molecular function: GPI mannosyltransferase activity; alpha-1,4-mannosyltransferase activity. Gene Ontology annotation, cellular component: membrane; glycosylphosphatidylinositol-mannosyltransferase I complex. NCBI's taxonomy places the organism in Eukaryota, Metazoa, Xenacoelomorpha, Acoela, Convolutidae. Gene Ontology annotation, biological process: GPI anchor biosynthetic process. The coding region runs from base 4 to 1269 and encodes 421 amino acids. The transcript is spliced from 2 exons. The record is from RefSeq and is a predicted model, not a curated record.
GUAAUGCAACAAAAUGUUGUCAUUUUUUCAGCUGCUGUCUUUUGUAGAUCAAUCUUAUUUUUGUACGGAGAAUACCAAGAUGCACAUUACUCACUGAAAUUCACCGAUGUGGAUUAUAAAGUUUUUACAGAUGCAUCAGACUACAUCAGUCGCGGAAAAUCGCCAUAUCAGAGAGAGACGUAUCGCUACACUCCCAUUUUGGCAAUUAUGCUGCUACCGAAUGUAUGGUUAUUUCAUUCCUUUGGAAAAUUAUUGUUCUCCGUUUUCGACCUACUCACUGCACAUGUUCUGAUCAAAUAUCUCGAAGAUGUGUACAAAUGCAGGAGAGAAGAGAGCUGUAAGUGGGCAUCGCUGUGGCUGUUCAAUCCACUCAUCAUGGCCAUAUCCACCAGGGGCAGUGCAGACUGUAUUAUGUCUUUCCUGAUGUGUCUUCUGUUGUACCUCAUGGCCACACAAAGGACAGUGGCCGCUGCUGUGGUGUAUGCUGUGGCCAUAGUGUUCAAACUGUACCCAGUCAUUUAUGCCCUGGCUCUCUUCAUGUAUCUACAGCUGCACUUAAGUCCAACCAGAAGCCAAUCUAAUAAACAUGUGGCCACAACAAUCAAUCUUAGACAACUCAUCCUUCCCAAUUGCAAUACUCUCAUUUUUGCGGCAGUUGCGGCGUCUGUUCUGAUUGCACUCGUAGCUUGUACGUUUGUGGUGUAUGGCUACGAGGCAAUAUUUGAGACAUACAUUUACCAUCUAAUACGAAAGGACACAAAGCAUAAUUUCUCAGUCUACUUCUACAUGUUCUACUUGGACAGUGGAAAUAUAGCUGCACAUCCGUCUCAUUACCAUAACUUACUGCAUAGUGCAAUCAAUUUUCUACCUUUGUGUCUUCAAGCAGUCUGUAUGAUUUGCGUGGCUUUGAAGUUCAGCCACGAUCUGCCAAUGUGUUUUUUCUUCUCCACUUUUUGUUUUGUCACUCUGAACAAAGUGUGCACUUCGCAGUACUUUGUCUGGUAUCUCACAUUCCUUCCGCUGGUCGCCUACAAAAUACACACCAACAUCACCCUGAAGAGAGCGAUCAGUCUGGCAGUGUUGUGGUUUGUGGGCCAGCUGGUCUGGCUAUAUCCUGCAUAUCUUCUAGAGUUCGAAGGAGUGAACACGUUCGAGUUCAUCUGGCUGGCCAGUCUCUUCUUUUUCCUCAUCAAUGUCUACGUCAUGUGCUCUCUCGUGCAUUCCUGUGACACCAAAGACAAACUAGCAAAGCCCGAAAAAAUCAGUUAGACUUCCUAGAAGCCUUCAGUUGUACUUGAUAAUUUGUUGUUGAUUCUUUGAAAUGCAAUUUACACUGAUACAUUCA